Molecule: messenger RNA, 168 nt
Organism: Suillus subaureus
Lineage: Eukaryota; Fungi; Basidiomycota; Agaricomycetes; Boletales; Suillaceae
Exons: 1
Coding region: 1-168 (55 amino acids)
Source: RefSeq, a predicted model, not a curated record
AUGUAUGAGUGUGAGUUUAAAUCUUAUCUGAUUUUUAUCAAUGCAACAAGCUUAUGUUCCCCAUUCCUAGUUUAUUGGGUGAAUUGGUUGAAAGCAAAAGCACAGUAUGAUCGUUGGAGUGAAGAGCUGAAGUUGGUGCAGCAUGAAAUGUAUUGGACAGUAUGCUAG